AUGCAGAGUGUACCUCCGAAGAAGAAGCUGGAGAAGAAAGCGGAGAAGCAGCUCUUUGACGCCGCGUCCUUUGGGAAGGACCUGCUGGCGGGCGGGGUGGCGGCGGCCGUGUCCAAGACGACGGUGGCGCCCGUCGAGCGGGUAAAGCUGCUGCUGCAGGUGCAGGCGUCGUCCAAGCAGAUCAGCCCCGAGGCCCAGUACAAAGGCCUCGUGGACUGCCUGGUGCGGAUUCCCCGUGAACAGGGUUUCUUCAGUUAUUGGCGUGGCAAUUUGGCAAAUGUUAUCCGGUAUUUUCCAACACAAGCUCUAAACUUUGCUUUCAAAGACAAAUACAAACAACUGUUCAUGUCUGGAGUUAAUAAAGAAAAACAGUUCUGGAGGUGGUUUUUGGCAAACCUGGCUUCUGGUGGAGCCGCUGGGGCAACAUCCUUAUGUGUAGUAUAUCCACUAGAUUUUGCCCGAACCCGAUUAGGUGUUGAUAUUGGAAAAGGUCCUGAAGAGAGACAAUUCAAGGGUUUAGGUGACUGUAUUAUGAAAAUAGCAAAAUCAGAUGGAAUUGUUGGUUUAUACCGAGGGUUUGGUGUUUCAGUUCAGGGCAUCAUUGUGUACCGAGCCUCUUAUUUUGGAACUUACGACACAGUUAAGGGCUUAUUACCAAAACCAAAGGAAACUCCUUUUCUUGUCUCCUUUUUCAUUGCUCAAGUUGUGACUACAUGCUCUGGAAUACUCUCCUAUCCCUUUGACACAGUUAGAAGACGUAUGAUGAUGCAGAGUGGUGAGGCUGAACGGCAAUAUAAAGGAACUUUAGACUGCUUUGUGAAGAUAUACCAACAUGAGGGAAUUGGCGCAUUUUUUCGUGGUGCCUUCUCCAAUAUCCUUCGUGGUACAGGGGGUGCUUUGGUGUUGGUAUUAUAUGAUAAAAUUAAAGACCUCCUUAAUAUUGAUAUUGGAGGUAGUUCAUCGGGAGAUUAA
Globicephala melas (long-finned pilot whale) is the source of this 972-nucleotide messenger RNA. It is a transcript of the gene SLC25A31, whose product is annotated as solute carrier family 25 member 31. Gene Ontology annotation, molecular function: ATP:ADP antiporter activity. Gene Ontology annotation, biological process: mitochondrial ATP transmembrane transport; mitochondrial ADP transmembrane transport. The record is from RefSeq and is a predicted model, not a curated record. Gene Ontology annotation, cellular component: mitochondrial inner membrane. NCBI's taxonomy places the organism in Eukaryota, Metazoa, Chordata, Mammalia, Artiodactyla, Delphinidae.